AUGGGCCUACAACGGAAAUUCAUCGCCUCCGAAGGGGUUGGAACAGGGCGUCAUCCGCCCUUCACGCGUCUUGAAAAUCGCACUUGGCUGCAUGAUCGAUCGGAAAGAGAUGUCUACGGGCUGCUGAUCGACGCCUACCGACUGCGCGUUGAGGACAUGUACAACAUUGAAGGCGAAGCAGACGCGGAUAGCAUAUAUGGUGGUGCCGCCAACGGGUUGCGUGGCUUCAAGCGUUUCCUGGAGCGCGUCGAGCGUUGUCCCGGUAUACUGCCGCCGUGGUGGGAUGCAAAGAAGAAAGAGUGUGAGACACUCGGUAUGACCCCAUCGCAAUGGCACGACCUACGAAGCGCGGUGGAAAAGAGCGACAUCAUCGAGCAAUAUGGGGAUUCCUGA
Molecule: messenger RNA, 393 nt
Organism: Hirsutella rhossiliensis
Lineage: Eukaryota; Fungi; Ascomycota; Sordariomycetes; Hypocreales; Ophiocordycipitaceae
Exons: 1
Coding region: 1-393 (130 amino acids)
Source: RefSeq, a predicted model, not a curated record